AUGAAUAAUUCAAUUCCUGCAAGAUCUCGAAAGAAAAUCUGGUUCGUAUUUUUGGUCUUAUUUGUUUCCUGGUAUCUAUUGCUUUAUGUUAUUGAUUGGUCUUCUCUCGCUCGAUUUGCAUCAAUAUCCCACCACCAACCAACUUCUGUAGUAUAUUUAGGUUCAGAUUCUAUUCAAAAUGUUAGCACAAUGUCCCAUGUCAAUGAUACGUCGAAAAAUGCUGCAGUUUAUGCAGAGGAAGAUGAAAAUAACGAUGCAGUCGAGGAUCUUGCCGGACUUCAAAAAGAAUUGGAACCAAUAGUGCAACAAGUCGACAAGUAUGCUGAUAAAGAUCAAGAAAAAUGGGCUGAAAGUGGAAGGAAAUUGAAUCCAUGUACAGGUCGAUAUAUUUAUAUUCAAGAUCUGCCAAGUAGAUUCAAUGAUGAUUUGCUUAAGCAAUGCAAAUUAUUGAACAAAUGGACUGAUAUGUGCCAAUAUGUCGCGAACAUGGGGCUUGGCCAGGCCCUUGGAAACCCUCAAAAGAUUUUCUUAAGCACUGGCUGGUUUGUGACCGAUCAAUUUUCACUAGAAGUUAUAUUCCAUAACAGAAUGAAACAGUAUAAAUGCCUAACAAAUGACUCAACUCAAGCUGCAGCCAUCUACGUCCCAUACUACGCAGGGCUUGACAUUGCACGCCACUUGUGGGAUUCUUUCAACACUUCUGUAAAAGAUUCAGAUGCUGUUCAUUUGGUAAAAUGGCUAAGGGAAAAACCAGAGUGGAAUGCUAUGGGGGGGAUGGAUCAUUUCCUGGUUGCAGGUCGAAUUACGUGGGAUUUCAGAAGAGUAGUUGAUGAGGACAAUGCUUGGGGAAACAAGUUUAUGUUGUUGUCAGAAUCUCAGAACAUGACAAUGUUAACAAUCGAGUCGAGCCCUUGGAACAAGAAUGAUUUCGGGAUACCAUAUCCAACUUAUUUCCAUCCAUCAAGUGAUGAUCAAGUUUUUCAAUGGCAAAACAAAAUGAGACGAAUGAAAAGGCUUACCUUGUUUUCGUUUGCUGGUGCACCACGUCCAAAAAUGGAGGAUUCAAUCCGGAGUGAGAUCAUGGAGCAAUGCACGUCCUCAAGGGGAAAAUGCAAAUUGCUGGAAUGCAAGAACAGGAACGGCAGCAACAAAUGCAUUAAACCAGUUUAUGUAAUGAAAAUGUUUCAAAACUCAGUUUUCUGCUUACAGCCUCCAGGGGAUUCAUUCACAAGGCGAUCAACAUUCGAUUCAAUCUUGGCCGGUUGCAUUCCAGUUUUCUUCACUCCAGCUUCUGCCUAUGUCCAAUAUCUAUGGCACCUGCCAAAAGAUUACACUACGUACUCGGUUCUCAUACCAGAAGACGACGUGAAAAAUAACAACAUAAGAAUUGAGCAAGUUCUAUCACGAAUUCCACGAAAAAAGGUAUCAGAAAUGAGGGAGGAGGUAAUAAAGCUGAUUCCUAAGGUGAUUUAUGCAGAUCCAAGGGCUAGAUUGAAGACGGUUGAAGAUGCAUUUGACUUGACAAUAAAAGGAGUUCUUGAAAGAGUGGAGAAAUUGAGACAGAUUAGAGAGGGCAGGAAUUCUAGUAAUGAUUUUGAUCAAGAAAAUAGUUGGAAGUAUUAUACAUUUGGAACAACACAAGAGCACGAGUGGGAUCAUUUCUUCUUGAGAACCAAUAGGGCCGGGGUCUAG
Fraxinus pennsylvanica is the source of this 1692-nucleotide messenger RNA. The record is from the annotation of a GenBank genome assembly. Lineage: Eukaryota; Viridiplantae; Streptophyta; Magnoliopsida; Lamiales; Oleaceae.